Molecule: messenger RNA, 2766 nt
Organism: Plasmodium inui San Antonio 1
Lineage: Eukaryota; Apicomplexa; Aconoidasida; Haemosporida; Plasmodiidae
Exons: 1
Coding region: 1-2766 (921 amino acids)
Biological process (GO): regulation of gene expression
Cellular component (GO): nucleus
Molecular function (GO): chromatin binding
Source: RefSeq, a predicted model, not a curated record
AUGAGUAGCGACGCCAAAGAAAGCGACGCUGUAAGCAACAGCGGCAGCCGGGAAGACCCCAUCCACGAAAUGAAAAAAAAACAGUUUGAGGAGAAGCAUAUGGAACUUAAGGAGAAGCUAAAAAGGCUCAAGAGUGUCAAUAAUAGUGGUGUAAAUGAUGAUGCCAAUAGUCUCGAUUCGGCCAAACAGGAGAAGGAGGGUUCCAACCCAGACGAAGCUACCAUUGAACAAGAUAAAAGUGAUAACAAAAGCAAGUUUCUUCAACUGAAGGAAAAGCUGAGAAGAAUCAAGGAGGAGAAUAGUGCCCUUGGGGUGGGGCGCGGAAGACAAAGCAUUCGCAGCGCAAGCAGCAGGCGAAGCAGGAUUAGCCAACGAAGCAACGGCAACGCGUGGUCACCACCCUCGGGGAAGACUACCAAGAUAGAACUCGCUCCAAUACAGAAGGACCGAGAAACCUUGCGAGCAGAACUGAAGAGAAAAUUAGAGAAGUUUAAAAGGGAGUAUGGAAUUUGUGAUAGCGAAAAGGGAAGAGCUGCCGAAGAGGAGGAGCAGCAGGAGCAACAGCAGAAACAGCAUCAAGAACAGAGGGUGCAUCAAGACAGAAGCUUAAGCAGAGGGUACCCAAACCGGAAGAACAGGAAACGUGCACGAGGAGGAAGUAACUCCACGAUCAAUCGUUCCACGUCGCGUCGGAUGAAAAAGCGACCAAGUUAUGAAAGCAUGGAGUUGUAUAUCCCCCCCGACAGAUAUAGAAUUAACGGUAAUAAUCCAAGCGAGUAUUACAGAAGGGGUUCCAAUAACUCCCCCCAGUAUAGCUCUGUCGAAAGGGCACAUAGGAGGGACUACCGCGGGAGGGUGGUCGCUCGCCGGGGCAGUUCCUCGCCUGAGGAGCGGGUCGGCAGGGGGAUGCGCGACAGCCCCAGGAGGGGGAGAAGCCGAGACUGGGGAAGAAGCCGGGACCGAGGCAGAAGCCGGGACCGAGGUAGAAGCCGGGACCGAGGUAGAAGCCGGGACCGAGGUAGAAGUCGAGACCGAGGUAGAAGUCGAGACCGAGGUAGAAGUCGACACUGGGGAAGAAGCCGGGAGAGAGACUACUGGAGAGAUAAGCACAUAUACUUGAAGGCACGAGAAAGGUGGAGCCAAGGGUGGGAUCACGAUGACGCACACUUCAGGAGGGAAGAAAGACAAAACAGAUAUUUGUACAAUCAACGGACAGGAGAAAAAGUAGAAAAGAAGUUCUUUCGAGUCCCCUUGGGAUACCACACGACGAAGGAGAGCUGGAACAGCUACACACACUGGUUGCAAAAAAAAAAUGACUACAGAUUUGGCCUACCCUUUGAUCAGAACAAAAUUUUCAGACGAUCUAAAUCGUUGUCUCCGACCACCUGGAAGAAGUUCGUGCCGAACUCUGAAGAGGAUGAUGACGAUGGGGUACCCUCGGGUUCCGACGGCGAAGGGAAGGCAGCCAAAAGGGAUGGAAAGAAUAGGCCUAAACACAGAAAAGGUGAAAAGACUCAAAGGGGAAAGCACCAUAAGGGGGACUCCUAUGUUGAUGGGCGCAGUGAUGAUGAUGGUGACGCCGGUCGAAAGCGGAACGGUACUUCCUCCCCAUCCAAGUCACGCUCGCGUGGUGAAAGGGGAAGAUACAACAGUAGUGAUACUUCACACAGACGGAGGAAGAGUAAGAAAUAUUCAAAGAGUAUAUCCUCGGGGGGAGAGGUAGAAAGGGGAAGGAGCCUCGGAAAGGGGAAGAGGCGAUCAUCAUCCGUGAUGAGAAGAAAGAGCAAGGCGGAGAGGAAGUCAUCCAAGAGGAGCAACCAUCACAGGUGGAGAAGGAGCAGAAGCAGUAGAAGCAGCGUAAGCAGCAGCAGUUACAGCGGCAGCCACAAGCGGAACAAAAAAAAACGUAAACAGAGAAAAGACGAAGAGGUGAAAACACGAGGCGGAAAAAAGCUCAAAGCAAAAGAACGCAAUGAAGAAGAACGCAACGGAAAGAAAAAGAGGAAGAGCAAACAUGAGGAGAAAAAAAAAAAAAAGAGGAAGAGUAAACAUGAAGAAAGGAAGAAGAAACCAAAAAAGAGAAACAAAGCGAAAAGAGACUCGGACCAUUCUGACAGCGGAGGGGAAAAGAGCGACGCCGCCGCUACUUCUGCCACAUCCCUGUCCUUCCUGUGCGAGGGGUACGACUUCCUGAAUGAUAAGGACACGAGCAAGGAGGGAUCAGGCGAAGGUGGGAAGAACUCCGAAGAGGGUAAAAUGGAGUACAAAGAAACAGAGGGGAAGGAAGAGGCACUGCUCGAAGCGCAGCAGGGAGCAGAGCUCAUCGGGGAGAAGAGCCCCAGCAACUUUGAAGACUCAUCCGGAGAAGGAAGCGACGUGGGACCCAAGCCACUAGACGUGAACGUCAAAUUAGCCAACCAACAAAUAGACUACGGUGCGGCCAUGAUGCCCGGAGAGGGGCAAGCCAUCGCGCAGUUCGUACAGAAGGGGAAAAGAAUUCCAAGAAGAGGAGAAGUCGGGUUGUCUGCUGAGGCGAUUGAAAAUUUCGAGAGCCUUGGUUAUGUCAUGAGUGGAUCGAGACAUAAAAGAAUGAACGCCAUCCGUAUGCGAAAGGAGAAUCAGGUAUACAGCGCUGAGGAGCAGAGGGCCCUCGCCAUGUUUAACUACGAGGAGAGGGCCAAUCGGGAGAAUGCCCUCAUAAGUGACUUGAAGGAGGUUCUGCGGAAGCAGAACGAGGCAAUCUUAAACGAGAGUAAGAAUAACUAA